Messenger RNA from Fonsecaea pedrosoi CBS 271.37, 801 nucleotides. RefSeq lists its product as uncharacterized. The coding region runs from base 1 to 801 and encodes 266 amino acids. The record is from RefSeq and is a predicted model, not a curated record. The transcript has a single exon. Lineage: Eukaryota; Fungi; Ascomycota; Eurotiomycetes; Chaetothyriales; Herpotrichiellaceae.
AUGGCUGAUGUCAACGCCGACCGCAAGCCGGUUCUAAGUGUCAUUGUCGGCGGAUUGCCUCGGACUGGCACGACGUCCAUGACCAAGGCUCUUGAAAUCCUUCUCAGAGGUCCUGUCUUCGAUGGGGGCUCCGUUUCCUACAUUGGUAACGCCGUUAUGCAACGACGCAUGCUUGAGCUUGCGCAGCACUGUCCCAUGAGAACUCUAGUGGACCGCACCUUUGUCCAAUAUCGCCUCGCUGAAUUGACUGAAGGCUGCGUGGCAACCUCUGACCAACCUGGCUGUUACUUCUUGGAGGAGCUGCUACAGUUGUAUCCGGAGGCAAAGGUCAUAUGCACUGUCCGAGACCGAGGCUCCUGGUGGGACAGCUACUCGGCACUGUGGCAAGGCAUUGAAGACCUGUAUUCAUGGUCCUGGCUUUCUCCCAGUCUGAGACGCUUCUGCGUCUUCUCCCAUAAGUUCUGGGGGCGUGUGCCGCAAGCCGUGGACAUCCCCGAGUGUGAGCCUUUGCCGAUGGUCAACCAGGAGAAACUCUAUGAAGCGCAUGCCGAAUAUGUUCAGCGUGUGGUACCGCCGAGCCAGCUCUACUUCUUCAACGUCCGGGACGGAUGGGAACCAUUAUGCAAGAUUCUAAACGUCCCUGUUCCGGAGACACCUUUUCCGCACGCUUUUCCGAGGUCAUGGCUCAAGGAGGGAAAGAAUGCUUUGAUCGCUCGGUUGAAAAGGCGCUUGGCAACUAUGGUAGGGCUCGUAGGGCUGUUCGUCGGAGUCACAGGCUUUGCUGCCAACAAAUACCUCUGA